GUACCGAGGGAGUCAUGUGCAAAGUGCAACACAUCUGCAAGUCAAUGGAAGGUAAGGUUAUGUUGGAAUUUUAACCUCAAAAUUUAAAACGAUUGCGGUCUUCUUUUGGUCCCGAAUUUAAGCAGAGAACAGCGUAGAUAUGACAAUAAACGUAAUAAAAUGCUUAUCUCAAAUAGCUUCGUAUUUAAAAGUCAAUCCGGGAAAAAUCACCUUGGAAUCGAGUACCGCACCCACACGUUCAUUUAAUUCCACAGUCAUUACAGGCUUUACCUCUAUAAUAUUUCAGUUUUUGAAAGAAUCUAAUUGCGAUAUAACGGGCUUAACAGGAGCAGAAAUUCGUCAGUGGUUAGAGUAUUGUGCAGUUUACAUAUUAAAUGCGGAUAGUGCACAGAGUGUGGAACAAAUAUUAAAGGAAUUGAACGACUUAUUGAGUUCCAAGACUUACCUUGUGGCAUUUCAACCCAGUAUUGCCGAUGUUACACUGUUCUACUGUUUACAUAACAUUAUGGCAAACUUGUCAUAUUUGGAUAAGGAGAAGUAUUUAAAUGUGUCACGCUGGUUCGAUAACAUGCAGCAAGAUGUCUCGGUCAGACAAAAAAAUAAGGCGGUUGACUUCAGUACAAAUUACUUAACUUGUGUAGCACCUGCACGUCAUUAAUAAACAAUAUACUCAUA
Molecule: messenger RNA, 675 nt
Organism: Photinus pyralis (common eastern firefly)
Lineage: Eukaryota; Metazoa; Arthropoda; Insecta; Coleoptera; Lampyridae
Gene: AIMP3
Product: eukaryotic translation elongation factor 1 epsilon-1
Exons: 4
Coding region: 140-658 (172 amino acids)
Biological process (GO): positive regulation of DNA damage response, signal transduction by p53 class mediator
Cellular component (GO): aminoacyl-tRNA synthetase multienzyme complex; cytoplasm; nucleus
Source: RefSeq, a predicted model, not a curated record